Messenger RNA from Aegilops tauschii subsp. strangulata, 2092 nucleotides. RefSeq lists its product as uncharacterized. NCBI's taxonomy places the organism in Eukaryota, Viridiplantae, Streptophyta, Magnoliopsida, Poales, Poaceae. Gene Ontology annotation, molecular function: protein binding. The record is from RefSeq and is a predicted model, not a curated record.
ACACUACGCACACUAGACGGAACACACUCUUCGUCUCCGCCCAACACCCCCUCGUCUCCGUCCCUUUUCUCGUUCUUCGUCUUCCAUCCUCGACCCAUUUCCAUUUGCGUUGAGUGAGCGCUAAUUUUGGGCCGUUUCUAUAUUAAGCACGGCAAAAUAUCGUUUCCGUCCCCGACGACUAUAUAAUUCCCGCGGAGGCGGUCACCGACUCACCGUAAUACCAGUGCUCGAUCGCUCGCUUCACGAGCUCCCUGGGUCUGGGUGGGGAGGUUGACCAGGGCACCUCCCGGAUCCUGAAUUAAGGCCACCGUUCGUUUCCCCUCCCCUCCCUCCCCCUCCCUCGCAUUUAGCCUCUCACCGUUGUGGGGCGAGCCGCGGGCCAUUUUCCCAACCGUCGUUCCGGUGGUGGCCGGGCGCCAGGUUGCGGUGAGUGACUCAUGGGCAUCCAGGUCGCGCCCCCCUCCCCAUCCUCUCUGGGCGGCGGCUGCGUGAGGCUGUCGAGGGCCCAGUCGUCGUCGUCGCUGGCGACCUGGAGCGCCGGCAUCGCCCGCCGGCGCUCCGGGCACGCGAUGGUGACGCGCGCCCUCAGCGCCAGCAUCGACAGCGUCGGCAGCCACGGCGGGGAUGACGAGGAGUUCCUCAGGAGGAUCCAGGAGCUCGCCGUGGGGCUGCACCCGGGCGCCGGCGGCUGCGGCUGGCCGGCGAGCGUGGAGCGGAGCGCCAGCAGCGUCGGCCUGCCGCUGUCGCUCAGGAUGCUCAAGCGCAAGAAGCGGCAGCAGGGGCAGCGCGGCCGGUGGGACGAGCGGCUGCUCGACCGCGCCGGCGAGUCCGGCUCCGGCCGCGGCGCUGUGGGACGGGCGUUCUCGUCCAUGGUGCUCAUCAUCCGGGAGCUCCAGAGCUUCGCGCUGCAGAUGCGGCAGGCGCUCUUCUACGAGGACAUGCAGAGCGUGCUCGCGCGCGUCCACGCCGAGAUGGACGCCUCCUUCGUCUGGCUCUUCCAGCACAUCUUCGCCGGCACCCCCGCCCUCAUGGUCUCCGUCAUGCUCCUCCUCGCCAACUUCACCGUCUACUCCAUGGGUGACAAUAUCGCGAUGGCCGCCAACCUCCCGCCUCCCCAGCCCACCGUUGCGGCCGUCGCAAUGCUCGACGCCCAGCACGCGGAGCAGUCCCGUCCCGAUCAGCGGUUCGACAGCGUGUCGCUCAACAUGUUCUCCAUUGGCCGCACGGCCUCGGUGGACGGGAGCAGCGGCGGCGGUGGCAAGGCUCCGCCGGUCGCCGGGGCCACCGGCGACGAUCGCUCGGACGAAUCCUCGUACCGGCAAAGCGGCGCGGUGCUUCCUCAGGACGAGUCACAGGCGACGCCGGUGGGGGCGGCCGCGGAGGACACGGAGGACGAGCUGGUCAUCUGGAAAAGGAUAGCCGACGAGGCGACGAGAAUGCAGGCGAGCGUGCGCGUGGAGGCUCUGAUGGACCCGGACAUCCUGGGGCAGCUCGUCGCGCCGGUGGAGGCGAAGCUGGACACGGAGGACGUGGCCGAUUACGCGAGGACGGAGCAGAGAUACGCGAUGGCCGUGUCCGAGGAGCCCAGCAACGCGCUGCUGCUCGCCAACUUCGCGCAGUUCCUGUACCUGGUGCAGCGCGAUCACGACCGGGCGGAGCACUACUUCAAGCGGGCGGUGCGCGCGGAGCAGCCGGCGGACGCGGAGACGCUGGGGUGGUACGCGACGUUCCUGUGGAAGGCGCGCAACGACCUGGCGGCCGCGGAGGAGACGUUCCAGGAGGCCAUCGCCGCCGAGCCCAGCAACGGGCACCACGCGGCGGCCUACGCGCACUUCCUGUGGAACACGGGCGGCGAGGACACAUGCUACCCCCUCGACUGACGCGCGCGCCCGCCGGCCGGCCUCCGAGAUCCAGCAGCACACCACGUCGAUACGUCCCAGAACACGAAGAAAAAGAGUAUAGUAGGAAGAGAGAGAGGAUUUUUUUUACUCCACCCCCGCAAGAAGUCCACGCACUUCUCUCCCCAUGUGCUUGGCCAACCACGAAGCAAAUACUAGUACUACUACGCUUGCAAGUGCAGCUUAUACAUUCA